Messenger RNA from Mauremys mutica (yellowpond turtle), 1862 nucleotides. RefSeq names its product lymphocyte antigen 6 complex locus protein G6c-like. Lineage: Eukaryota; Metazoa; Chordata; Testudines; Geoemydidae. The record is from RefSeq and is a predicted model, not a curated record. The transcript has 4 exons. Bases 197 to 757 code for a protein of 186 amino acids.
CCCAGCCACCCCCAUCCCAGCGCCCCGCUCCCCAAGCUCAGCCCAUAGGAGGGAGCCACCUGUCCACUGGGUUUGUGGGGCCCCCACCGCACUGUCCCAUCCCCCCAUAGCCCUGUUCCCCCCAUAGCUCCAUCCCAUCCCCCCCACAGCCCCAUUCUGCCCCAGUGCCCCAGUGCCACCCAUCCCACCCGCCAUAAUGCCCCAGCCCCAGCCCCCCAGCUGCUGGGUUGGAACCCUCUUAUUGUGGGGUUAUGACAUCAGCGCUAGAACGACCAAUCAGAAUCCUCCACCCCUCCCCAUUCUCAUUCCCUCACACCCCAUCCAGCACUGGCCUAGACGGGAGAACCCCCCUUCUCUGGCCCCCCUGAGCCCCGCCGGGAUGAGCAACGUUCUGCUCCGGGCCGUGUCCCUGCUGCUCUGCUGCGCCCUGGCUCAUGGCCUCAUCUGCCGGGUCUGCGAGUUCCAGGUGGGCAGACUCUGCUUCCACUCCCGCAGCCCCUGCACGGCGCAGGGCCAGCAAGUCUGCGAGACCACCAAGGCCUACAUUGGCAAGGUCCCGCUGUUCUCCAAGUACGGCUGCAGCCGGACCCACGAGACCUGCAACAUGACGGAGCAGAAGGACGCCGUCUUCGAGGUCAGCUACAAUCGGACCUGCUGCGAGAGCGACUUGUGCAACGCUGCUGGCCCCCCCCGGGCCGCCGGGCUCCCCCUGCUCUCUGGGCUGGGAGCCCUGCUGGGGUGGUGGCUGCUGAAAUAGCCCCCGGCCCGGCCCUAACCUCCACCCCCUCUCUGCUACACGCGUUUCCCUCCCGGGGCCGCCUCGCAACACGCGUCAGUAGCAGGCUCCACUCCACACCCUCAGUCGCCUUUUCUCUGGUCUUCUUCCACCAGGCCUGUCGCCUUCUCCCUGGUCUUCUCUCUCCCACAAGUAGCUGCCUCCUCUCCUUUCCCAUGGCCUCUGUAGGCCCCCCACAGCCUAGGAAGGGGGCCAGGGAAACCCAGCUACUACAGGCAGGAUUGGGGGGAGGAUACCGCAGCACCCCCUGAAUCUGCCACCUGCCUUCUGAAGGGUUUUGAGACACACACACCCAGAAUCUAAUCUCAUCUUCUGGCCUGUGUCUCGAAGGGGUGAAGUGAUGACCGACCCUGAGCUAAAGCAAGAGACGUUUGCUAUUUUAGACACAACACUGGAGGAGGGGAGGGGUCUUCUCCCUGGAAGCCUCUGCAAACCCAACUCAGGACAGGUCUGAAUACCCCAUCGUCCCACGGGCAGGAGACCAUCCUCAGCUUUUCCACAGAGGCUGGCGGGACAAAACCCUGAGGUCCUAUGGUUGAGCUGGAGGCAGCUGUACCCCCAAAUCUCCCUUGCUCACCCCCAGUUCUCCUGAAGGCAAGUCCCCAAGCUCCAAAGCUCCUUACCCCCACCCCCACCCCCAGUGGAGAACAAAAGUCCCAGAUCUUUGUCCCAGACAUCAGACAGUGGGUUGGUUUGGGGUCUUCUGUGGUAUCUCAAGACCUGGGGGAAGCUGAUGGAUAAUUGAGUCCUUUAGGCCUGAGCAGAGGAUGAAACUGGAUCCUAGGAGCCCCACACCACUUGUUCCUGUUGGGAACAGCUGCUCGAAAUCUCCAGCGGAGACCAGGUGGCCUUCGCAUCAUCACUUGUGAGCGCUCCCGGGGCAUGCCGGGGAGAUGGCAAAGCUGGGGAAGGCUAAAGGUUGGCUACAGAGGCAUUAACCCACCGGCUCCUUUCUGGUGUGUCCGUUAUACCCAUCCGCGCGUCUCCGUGACCGAACCAGCUCGCUAGGGUGUCUGUUCAGAAAGCGUCGCUUCCCUCGAGAGGUCUGGGUGUUUUUUAAUACUUU